Leishmania mexicana MHOM/GT/2001/U1103 is the source of this 1590-nucleotide messenger RNA. RefSeq lists its product as hypothetical. The coding region runs from base 1 to 1590 and encodes 529 amino acids. The record is from RefSeq and is a predicted model, not a curated record. Lineage: Eukaryota; Euglenozoa; Kinetoplastea; Trypanosomatida; Trypanosomatidae. Gene Ontology annotation, molecular function: nucleic acid binding. The transcript has a single exon.
AUGUUUCACGCCGUCUACAGUAACCCGGUGACAGGCGUCCCGGGCUCGAAUCGCAUCCUUGCUGGGUCUCAGCCUCUACCGCCACAGCUGCUGCACAGCACAGGAAGCCAGGUGAUGCGAGGCUGCCCUUUCGCCUUGAACGACGGGCGGACGGUGAUGUACUGCAUACCGGCGAAGAGCGAAGCGAGCCUGCAACAGGUGUCGUACUUUCGCACAGCAGGGCAGCGCUGGUUGUCCGUGCCCGCCGAAAACACUGCCCAGUGCGCCGCGGAAACCCAUAGCGCCGUGUGCUUUGCUUCGUGUGCGAGCGGCGCGAACGGGGGCGCCGACAGAUCCCCUGUACUGCUUCAGCCGACCAUGGGUGCUCCGGCGUUUGUGACCGACAAGCAGCAGCUCCCGCCCAUGGCGGCCCAGCCCUCCCCGACGCUGUCGCGGUUACCCAGAGGCCUGUGCUCGACGAGUGAGGGUACGACCACCUUUGGCGCUUCUACCACGAGCGUCACGAGCUCGACUGUGGGCAGCGGCGCUGCCACCGGCACGGCAGGCACGACGAACGGCUCCAUGGCUCCCACGGGCACUUCACCUGCGUUGCCAGGCUUCCAGAUGUCUGUGCCGCUUCCGACUGGCGCCAUGACCGCCGUGGCUGCGUCGCCACAGCAGCCGCAGACGUGCUUCUGGCUGAGCCACACUACGGGGACACUGACGCCUAUCCGGAAAGAGGACAUGAUGACUAUCAGCGACACGAGUGCGAGUACAAGCACGCAUUCGUACGCUAUGCCGCCACCGCCGCCGAUGCCGUCACAGUCCUCUUCGGCCUCGGCCACAUCAGUUCCUACUUACCUGAUGGCGCCGCAGGUGUCCUCCUUCGGCGGGGCCAUGGUACAGGCCUUCUCCGAGUCGCUCUCCGGCUCCACACCGUUUUCGGUGCCUACUCUGCCGCUGCCGCAACCGCCACGACCGGCGAAGACGUUGAAUGGUUUGCAGUACCAGCUGGGUGAGCUGUAUGAGGGCUUCGUGAAGCGCUACAACCCCAACCGCGGUUUUGGCUUCCUGACAGCAACGGCUCACGUUACAAUGGUUAACGAUGGCUCUAACAGCGACAGUGCGGCAGGCACGCCUAUCGCCUCUGUGAACGCCACCGCCAAGGCGGUCCCCACAACGGGAGAAGAGAAGAACCCUAAGAAGCACCUCACGCCGGUGCAUCUCGGUGACAUUUUCGUGCACCAGUCCUCCAUGCAGAUGGAGGGCUUCCGCACGCUGCCUGUUGGCGGCCGUGUGCGCUUCCGUAUCGGCUACAAAGACGGCCAGCAGACGCUCCAGGCGGUCAAUGUAGAGUUGCUGCCGCAGAUGCUGCCACCGAAUAUAGAGAUGACGUCGUCGGCAUCGUCAGCGCAGCAAACGGCAAUUGCAGUGCCCAAUGAAAAGACCGACAACAUGGUGUCGCGGCCGCAGGCGGAGCUACCUUCUAUCUGUGACGGUGGCAGCUCCGUGAAGGAGCGGGGCUUGGAGGGGUACGCCAUCAACUUCGCCUCCGAGGACGACAAGCCACUCAUAGAGCUGGCGUACGAUAUGUGCGCCAGCUUCGAAUGA